AUGGACGAGGAGAUGCCGCUGUGGCUGGCGGGCCGCGUGGGCGUGUGCAGAGCCGCAGUCACCCCGGAGGGGAAGCUCAGCGACUUCCCCGGAGAGCUCAUCUUCCGCCGGAGCGGCGUGGUGACAGCUGCCAGCUCCGCCGGCCUCGGAGGCUCACGGGCGGGCGCCACGGGCCACCGCGCCCACGUCGCCGUGCCCCAUAUUGCAGAGGCAGCUGGGAAAGCAGGGGGUGGCCUCCUGCGCUGGGAACCUCGCUGCCAGCAGCCCCUGACCAGCAGAGCGCCCGUCACUGCACUGCUGCCUCCACGCCUCGAGGGUCCCUGGAUCUCCACUGGCUGCGAGGUGCGACCUGGGCCCGAGUUCCUCACCCGUUCCUACACCUUCUUCCCCAGCCGCCUCUUCCGAGCCCACCAGUUCUACUACAAGGACCCCCUCUGCCAGGAGCCUGCCCACUCCCUGGUCAUCAAGGGCAAGGUCCGCCUACGCCGGGCCUCCUGGGUCACCCGUGGUGCCACCGAGGCCGACUACCACUUGCACAAGGUGGGAAUCGUCUUCCACAGCCGCCACGCGCUGCUGGACAUCACCAGGCGCCUCAACCGGACCCAGGCCAGCCGUGACUGUGCCCAGCAGCUGCCCCCUGCCCAGGCCUGGGUGUCCGGGACGCUGUAUGAGCUGCUGAGCGCCCGGGCCGAGCGGGACUGCACGGCCACCCUGGGCUUCACCAUGCACGAGCUCAGCCUGGUCCGAGUGCAGCGCCGCCUGCAGCCGCAGCCCCGGGCUGGGCCCCAGCUGGUGGAGGAGCUGUACCUGGGGGACAUCCACACCAACUGGGCAGAGAGGUGGCACUACCGGCCCACCGGCUACCAGCGCCCGCUGCAGAGCGCCCUGCACCACGCUCACCCCUGCCCCGCCUGCAGCCUCAUCGCCCGCUCCGACGAGCACCAUCCUCCCGUGCUGCCUGCCCCCGUGGCCCUGCCCCUGCACCUGGGCGGCCAGUGGGUCAGCGCCGGGUGCGAGGUGCGCCCCGCCGUGCUCUUCCUCACCAGGCUCUUCACCUUCCAUGGGCACAACCGCUCCUGGGAAGGGUACUACCAUCACUUCUCGGACCCCGCCUGCCAGCAGCCCACCUUCACUGUCUACGCAGCCGGCCGCUACACCAGGGGCACGCCAUCCACCAAGGUCCUCGGUGGCACCGAGCUGGUGUUCCAGGUCACAGAGGCUCGUGUGACCCCCAUGGACCAGGUCACCACGGCCGUGCUCAACGUCUCAGAGCCGAGCAGCUGCGGGGGCCCCGGGGCCUGGUCCCUGGGAAGGGAACGGGAUGUCACAGCCACCAAUGGGUGCCUGCCCCUGGGCAUCAGGCUCCCCCACGUGGAAUAUGAGCUUUUCAAGGUGGAGCAAGACCCCCUCGGGCAAAGCCUGCUCUUCAUCGGACAAAGGCCCACUGAUGGCUCGAGUCCGGACACCCCCGAGAAGCGCCCCACGUCUUACCAAGCGCCCCUGGUGCUCUGUAACGGGGCGGCCCAGGACUUCUCCCAGCCCCCCCAGCACGGGCCUCUGCUGCAGAAGCUCCUCAACAGUGGGAGGUGCUGUCCUCCAGUGGCCCCUCUCCCCUUUCUGCUCCUAAUUCUUGGGCUGGCCUUCCUCCAGUGGCUAUGAGAUUGGGACCGGCUGACCCCGGGGACUCCAGCCUGGCGCAGACCCCACACCUGUCUGUGAGGAAGGCCACUCCUUCCCUGUUCUCCGUCACAGACAGGUGGUGGCCCUGCCACUGUCAGCUCAGCCUGUGUCUUGGUGGCUCAGCCCCUGCGGAGUGCAUACUGCGGUCGGUUAGCAACUGUGACCACGAGCCCGGGCCUCGCGGCCAUGUCCAUUGCUUUGAGUUUUGAACACUGGCUCCCACCUUCCGUGGGCAGUUCGGGGACCUGCACCAGGGACUGGACCUCAGAGGCCCCCUUAUUUCCUGUACCCUUGGGAUUCUGUGCAAUGGGGGGGAGGGAGGUUCCUUAAAGAUCACUAAUUCGAAUUUAGCAAUACACACUCAGACGUGAUUACACAUGCCGCUCAGGCUCUCGGUUCUCAGCUCUCCGGCAGAAGGCUUGUCUCUUGGGGGAAACUCAGCUUCCCCGAAUCCCGACUGGGGGCGUCUGUGUGCACCUGCCCGUGCUCCGCCAGGCAGGCCGCCAGCGGUCCACGCGUGGGGGUAAAUGCCGCCUCCGGCGCACGCGCGUGUUCCAGCUGAGCCCCGGAAUGCGGUGGCCCUUGCCCCCACCACGCUGGGCUGGCGCCGGGAACAGGUCCUGGGAGGAAAGCGGUGUUCCCAGCCUUGGGAAAGUAAUUAAUACUAAUGAUAUCGGCAUUACCACGCGCUCUGUAAUUAGCCCUGCACAGGUGUUCUCUGUUUUCAAGAUUCCCUGUGCCUCGCGGACAAGGAGGGAGAAAACAAUCCCGAAUGUGUCUCUGGGACCACCCCAGGGAGCGGGCAGGGAGCGCUGCGAGGAGACACGGAGGAGAUAGAUGCUCCUGCGCCCGUGUCCUCCUCUGCUCGGGAGGCUGUCGCCACGGUGGGGACAGGCUGUGCCUCUCCAGGCCUGCCUGUGUGCCCAGGGCCACGUCUGUACAUUGUGAAAUUAACUGGCAUCCUGGUGGGCGCAAGGGUUUCCGGGACUCGGUGCCGACGAAGCACCCCCUCCUUCCUCCGCCCGAUUCCUAUCUCUGGCUCUUGUCACGGAUCUCGAACAACAAUUGUCUGUGAGGCUAAUGAUGCUUUCAGAAGGAAGCCCUUGUCCUUCCGUUAGAUUGUGUGGGGUUCAAUCAGCCCGCUGAAAUUGCUCUAACUUAUCUACCCAUUCUUCUUAAAAAAAAACCCCACACACCACCAAGUUCAUAUUGUCUGUGGGUCUCAGAGAGUGACGAGUGUUCCUGGCAUAUUUACUAAAGCACAAGAAAGAAUGAUUGUGGCCUCAGACUGCAUCGGGUGGAGGGGUCCCUGGUGGGAGGAGGGUGGGUGGCGAUAAUGUGUCCA
This is a messenger RNA of Myotis lucifugus (little brown bat), 3025 nucleotides long. RefSeq names its product APC down-regulated 1 like (gene APCDD1L). Lineage: Eukaryota; Metazoa; Chordata; Mammalia; Chiroptera; Vespertilionidae. Gene Ontology annotation, biological process: negative regulation of Wnt signaling pathway. The record is from RefSeq and is a predicted model, not a curated record. Gene Ontology annotation, cellular component: plasma membrane. The transcript has 5 exons. Gene Ontology annotation, molecular function: Wnt-protein binding. Bases 1 to 1659 code for a protein of 552 amino acids.